This is a messenger RNA of Manis javanica (Malayan pangolin), 2746 nucleotides long. NCBI's taxonomy places the organism in Eukaryota, Metazoa, Chordata, Mammalia, Pholidota, Manidae. The record is from RefSeq and is a predicted model, not a curated record.
GGUAUUUUGUGUAGAGGACAAAUCAUAAUUAUUAAGGGUAGUGUUUGGGAAAACCCGGAAGGCUCGGGCUUGGGUGGACGCAGAAGGACGGGCAGGCAGGCACCUAGCUGCAUCAGAACAGCAGCCAUCCUGGAAGGUUGGGGAAUGUUGUCUGUUAUCAGUAAGAUGAAGCAAUGCUGACAUUGCCAACUUGGCAGCUCCCGCUUCCCUCUGUAAAGGACUGGGCCUGGAAGCACUUUGGGACUUUAUCUACUUUGGACUAUUUCAUUACUGUCAGUGAUUUGAGCUAGUACUAAACGGUCUUUGAAAUAUCCUUUUUUUUUUCUUUUUUGAGAUUUAGUCUUUGAUAAAAAGAUGUUCACUUAAAAAAUGGCACACGAAGUUACUGGAUGAGUAGGAAUCCGAAUGAUCAAUCCCUGCUCCUCCAAGUAUAGUUUUAAUUAUUUCUUCUGUGUACUUAUCAACUCUUACAGGUCACAGAGGGAGUUAUUGAUUGUGGUUCUUGGCAUCUAGCCAAGGACGUGCAUUUGGCAGCCAUUCAGUAAGCAUUUGAUUCAUCUGACCGUUUAGACUUUGACUGCCUUUGGUUCUGUCCUUCUGCAUUGUGUCUUUUGCACACAGCACAGUACAGGAGUCCACCGUUCUUGCACACAGGGUAAGGGAAAGACGUGAAAACUGCUUCAAAGGUCAAAACCAUUAUUCCUGUUUGCUGUUGGAUUUCAAGUGCGUAGAACUGGGUUAAUUGUAAUAACCUUCUGACUCCAUGUAAAGCCUUGUCUUUAUUUAGUUUUUUUUUAGUAGUGUGACAUCAGAAAUCUACCAUCAGUAUCUAUUGCACCAGGAAUGCUACAUCAACCACCACCACCAAAAACUCAGUGGCUUACAAUAGCACGUGGUUUAUUGCUCCUGCAUGUACGGUAAUCAGCCAGGCAGCUCUAUGGAUCGAGGCCCCACUGGCUUACAUGUGUGCCCUUUGACGCGCCCCUGGGGGUUACUCUCUUUGCUCAAGCAGCCUAGUCUGGGAGUAUUCUUGUGAUGAGCACAAAGCCCAAGAGAGCAAGGCAUUGUGAGGCCUCUGCUGCAUUUUCAUGGCCAAAGUAAAACACAAGGACAGCUCAGAUGCAAAAGGUGGGGAUACAGGUCUGUCUGGGCCUGUGGAAUCACUUCAAGGAGAACUGACAUCUUCAUAAUACUAAAUCUGGCUUCUACAAGCAUGGCGGCUCCAGGGGAGGUGACGGAGGCGGUGAAAGUAGCCAUAGAUGGGGGCUAUCGCCACUUUGACUGUGCUUACUUCUACCACAAUGAGAGCGAGGUGGGAGCUGGCAUCCAGUGCAAGAUCAGGGAAGGUGCUGUGAGGCGGGAGGACCUGUUUAUCGUCAGCAAGCUCUGGUGCACCUGCCAUAAGAAGUCCUUGGUGAAAACGGCAUGCUCUGGAAGUCUGAAGGCCUUGAAGCUGGAUUACUUGGACCUCUACCUCAUACACUGGCCCACAGGUUUCCAGGCUGGGGAGAAAGACUUGCCCUUGGACCACAGCGGCUUGGCCAUACCCAGUGACACAGACUUCCUGGACACAUGGGAGGCCAUGGAGGACCUGGUCAUUGCAGGACUGGUGAAAGCCAUCGGGGUGUCCAACUUCAACCACGAGCAGCUUGAGAGACUUUUGAAUAAACCCAACUUGAGGUUCAAGCCGGUGACUAACCAGAUUGAGUGCCACCCAUACCUCACUCAGGAGAAACUGAUCAGCUUCUGCCAAUCCAGAGAUGUGUCUGUAACUGCUUACCGGCCCCUUGGCGGUUCCAGUCAGGGGGUUCACUUGAUGGAUGACCCCAUGAUCCAGACGAUCGCUCAGAAGUACGGGAAGUCUGCAGCUCAGAUUUUGAUCCGAUUUCAGAUCCAGAGGAAUGUGAUCGUGAUUCCCAAAUCUACCACCCCAGCACGGAUUCUUGAGAAUAUCCAGGUGUUUGAUUUUGAAUUAUCAGAACAGGAUGUGGAGGACAUCCUCAGCCUGAACAGGAAUCUCCGAUUGGCCACGUUUCCCAUAGCUGUAAACCACAAGGACUAUCCUUUCAGCAUAGAGUACUGAGGAUGGCUUCCUCUCCUCCUCAGCUCCGCCCGGACGGAUCCCCUGUCUGAAACACCUGUCUGCCCGCCUCUGUGCUACCCAUGGCGGGGCAGCAGUGGACAGGGAUGGGAGGGACAAGGUCUGAUUUGGGGGGAAGGACUCCGGCCUGGAACAGAAGCCGAGUUCCCUGAGAAAUCCACACAGCCAAGUGCAGCCUAAGUGAUAAGGGAAGCGUCAAGAGAUCACAGAGGGUUGAUGGCCUCCACAGAGAGCCCAUGCAAGCCCUGAGGUCCCUGGAGCAUCUGUGGGGGGGGGUUCUUAGGAGACAUGCUUUGUGGCCUGCACUCUCGAAAAGAAGAUUCUGAUGACUCAGGAAUUCUUGCCUUUGCAUUUUAAAAAAAUGUAUUAUGAAAUAUUGUAACAUAUGCCAGAGCUGACCCAGCAUAGUGCAUGUCUGCACUGGAACUGGCUGCAGCGCUUACCAGCGUGCCUGGUUUACCUUACCUGCCCUCCCCUGUCCCUGUCCCCCAGGGGAUUGUGAAGCAAGAGCCACACCUGCACACGUGGGAGGGAAAGCAGGUGAAAGUGGGGCAGUGUCUCAGUGAAACGUGGAAACUUAUUUAAAACCUAAGUUCUAAUUUUUAAAUGCUACCUUGUAAUAAAACCUCCUGGGAAGUCAAAUUA